GAACGAAAGAUUGGCUACUAUUUAGAAGUGAAAGAAUGGCCGAUACUUAUGCAGAUAAACAAUUCGCCUAAUAAUGCUGUAAUCAGUAAAGGUCUUUUCGGGGAAUUUUCUGUGGCUGACAAUAAUCCCGUCAACGUUUAUUGGCUUUUAAAUUUAUUGCAACAACAAAUUUGUUAA
This is a messenger RNA of Ambispora leptoticha, 177 nucleotides long. The record is from the annotation of a GenBank genome assembly. Lineage: Eukaryota; Fungi; Glomeromycota; Glomeromycetes; Archaeosporales; Ambisporaceae.